UUUAGUCUGGGUUCUUCCCUGUUUCAGUCCUUACUCUUCUUCCAUUUAAGCUUUGGGUGGAAAAGUUGAGAGCUUUUUUAGUUGUUUUCGAAGAAGGAAUGCAGCUUUGAAGUAAUUUGAAUAGAUUUUGAAGAGAGAGAGAGCAGAUUCUGUAGUGUUGUUGUUUGGAAGAGCUAGUGAUUUCUCAAGGCUUAGUUUUGCUUCUGAAUCAUGACGACUACACUGCAAGCUCGGACUGGGCGUGAACUGCAGCGUUAUGAGAAUCACUUUCGGCUUGUUGCAGGGUGCAUACCUUAUAGACUGAAACAAAAUGUAGAAAAUCCGACCGGUGAUUCAUUGAGUAAGUUGGAGGUUCUUAUGAUUACUUCACCAAAUCGCCAUGAUCUUAUCUUCCCAAAGGGUGGAUGGGAUAAUGAUGAGACUGUGGAUCAAGCGGCACGCCGCGAAGCUUUGGAGGAAGCAGGGGUUCAAGGAACUAUUCAUGAUACUCUACUGGGAGUUUGGGAAUUCAAAAGCAAGAGUAAACAGAACCUCAAAGGCCAAGAAGGAGCUUGCAGAGGCUACAUAUUUGCGCUCGAAGUUACCGAAGAGCUCGAGCUCUGGCCGGAGCAAUCUUCCCAUGAUAGGAAAUGGCUUAAUGUAUGGGAGGCAUGGAAGCUUUGCCGGUAUGAUUGGAUGAGGGAAGCUCUGAACUCCAUCUCAGUACUUCUAACUGGGAAGCCUGUGAGGUUAUUGACUGUGCCUGAGAUAUCUGAAAAUACUUCAAUGUUCUGCCUUGUCAAAUCUUCAGGAACAAAAUGUGUAGAUAGUGCAAUUAAUGCUUUAUGUUGAUGUUUUUUUUUUCUUGGUUGGAAAGGGGAGGUUUGAUUUGUAGUGUUAAUUGUAAAAUGCUAAAACAAGCAGCAGAGGUGUAUUUUGUUAAUGGGAAACAAUAAAGUU
This is a messenger RNA of Dendrobium catenatum, 939 nucleotides long. RefSeq names its product nudix hydrolase 13, mitochondrial. Gene Ontology annotation, cellular component: cytoplasm; nucleus. Lineage: Eukaryota; Viridiplantae; Streptophyta; Magnoliopsida; Asparagales; Orchidaceae. The transcript is spliced from 6 exons. The coding region runs from base 211 to 831 and encodes 206 amino acids. The record is from RefSeq and is a predicted model, not a curated record. Gene Ontology annotation, molecular function: pyrophosphatase activity.